Ochotona princeps (American pika) is the source of this 1211-nucleotide messenger RNA. RefSeq names its product reticulocalbin 3 (gene RCN3). NCBI's taxonomy places the organism in Eukaryota, Metazoa, Chordata, Mammalia, Lagomorpha, Ochotonidae. Gene Ontology annotation, molecular function: calcium ion binding. The transcript has 7 exons. The record is from RefSeq and is a predicted model, not a curated record. Gene Ontology annotation, cellular component: endoplasmic reticulum. The coding region runs from base 46 to 1041 and encodes 331 amino acids.
CGGGGAGCAGGGAGCGCAGCGGCGCCGGGAGCCGGGGCACCGAGGAUGUGGACACCAUCGCUGCUGCCGCCGCUGCUGCUGUUGGUCCUGCUGCCCAGGCGCGGGGCGCAGGGGAAGCCGCCCCCGGAUGCCAGCCCACACGGCCAGGCCCGGGUGCACCAGGCGGCACCCCUGAGCGACGCCCCGCACGACGAUGCCCACGGCAACUUCCAAUAUGACCACGAGGCUUUCUUGGGGCGGGACGUGGCCAAGGAGUUCGACCAGCUCAGCCCGGAGGAGAGCCAGGCUCGCCUGGGGCGGAUCGUGGACCGCAUGGACCGUGCAGGCGACGGGGACGGCUGGGUGUCGCUGGCCGAGCUCCGCGCGUGGAUCGCACACACCCAGCAGCGGCACAUUCGGGACUCGGUGAGCGCGGCCUGGAACACGUACGACACGGACCGCGACGGGCGUGUGGGUUGGGAGGAGCUGCGCAACGCCACCUAUGGCCACUACGCCCCCGGUGAGGAAUUUCACGACGUGGAGGACGCCGAGACCUACAAGAAGAUGUUGGCCCGGGACGAGCGGCGCUUCCGGGUGGCCGACCAGGACGGCGACUCGAUGGCCACGCGGGAGGAGCUGACCGCCUUUCUGCACCCUGAGGAGUUCCCGCAUAUGAGGGACAUUGUGAUUGCCGAGACUCUGGAGGACUUGGAUACCAACAAAGACGGCUUCGUGCAGGUGGAGGAGUACAUCGCGGAUCUGUACUCCGAGGAACCGGGCCAGGAGGAGCCGGCCUGGGUGCAGACGGAGAGACAGCAGUUCCGGGACUUCCGGGACCUCAAUAAGGAUGGGAAGCUGGACGGCAGUGAGGUUGGCCACUGGGUACUGCCCCCUGCCCAGGACCAGCCACUGGUGGAGGCCAACCACCUGCUACACGAAAGUGACACCGAUAAGGACGGGCGCCUGAGCAAAGCUGAGAUCCUGGGCAACUGGAACAUGUUUGUGGGCAGCCAGGCCACCAACUAUGGCGAGGACCUGACGCGGCACCAUGACGAGCUCUGAGCCCCACGCGCACCCCUUCCUGGGGUGGACUCCCCAUGGCUUCCACCCCUGGGCACUCAGGGAUCCCCAGGUCAGCGUCUCUGUGCCUGAGACCCCCACUCCCCCCACCACUGUGCCUCAGAGACCCCCCCAGGGGGUGGAUGGCCCUUUUCACUGGCGAGUCUUCCAGC